Molecule: messenger RNA, 10045 nt
Organism: Toxorhynchites rutilus septentrionalis
Lineage: Eukaryota; Metazoa; Arthropoda; Insecta; Diptera; Culicidae
Exons: 4
Coding region: 8770-9462 (230 amino acids)
Source: RefSeq, a predicted model, not a curated record
CAAGGAUAUAUAUUUCAUAUUGUAAACAUUAUACUGACACAAAUAAAUUUAGUUUAUAGCUAGUGCUACUACGCUAAUAAAAGGUGUUUUAAAAUCGAAUCUCGUUGUGAGGAAGUUCCACAACAUUCUAUAAAUUGUAUUGGAAGAGAACCGAAUUCCAACCGGAAUUACGAGGAAUGAAUCCCACAUCGGGUGUGCCGCCGAAAGGCCCGAGCAGGGAUGAUAUCCCCAGCAGCUGCUCAUUAUGCGACAAUCCGGACGAUGAGGUUAUGGUUGCUUGCGACAAUUACAGCAUAUGGCAUCAUUUUCGAUGUGUGAAUGUCGAUAAUUCUAUUGCCGAACGCAGUUGGAAUCGCCCGAGAUGCGACCGGGGAUCGAAUAUCGAUAAUAUUUCUGUUAUCCCGAAUAGCAGUGAUCGUGUUUCUCGACAUUCUCGUGCAAGCACGAUGACUUCAAUCCGUGCUGCAAAAACCGCUUUGGAGUUAAAGCGUCUGGAGGAACAAAAACGUUUAGAAUCAGAGCGUAUAGAAGCGGAUCAUAAACGUCAGGAACAAGAAGCCUUGGAACGUUCCCGUCUACGUGCGGAAGAGCUGAAGAAGCUUGAAGAAUUGUACCUGGAGGAGAAAUAUCGAAUCCUCAAUGCUGAACUAGAUGAAUCCUGUAGUGAAAAAUCGGCAAGCGUAGACGGAAAGGCACGCGCCAAGCAGUGGGUCGAUGCGUGCGAUGUUAAUACCGCGGCAUGCAACAUAGGCAAAAUGUACACACCGAUGAAGCAAUCCGGUGAGAAAAUAGUAACCGGAACCAUUCCGAAGAAGGUGCUACAGAAGGAAAACUAUACGUUAUCUAAUUGUCAACCAUGAAUGAACUCGACUCCACGCGAUAUUGACGGUCCGGGGUUGAAAGCUGUCAUCACAACACCAAAAAUAAUUCUUCAAAAAAGCAGCAGAACGGGUUUAUCAAAAGUGCGUCAGUGCGAUCCGUGGUCCAAUCCGAUAACAGGAGAAACGUCAUACCGUACCCAAGUGAGGUCGGGUGCUGAAACAUUCACAAAUAUGCAUGAACACGAUUCACGAGCUCAACCACCAGCUAGAACAGUUUGUUCUCCGCAAACAGAAUCACAAUCGGAAGGGUUAUCGAAUGCCCAAUUAGCUGCUCGACAUGUAUUGUCGAAAGAUUUGCCAACUUUCACGGGGAAUCCGGAAUAAUGGCCCGUUUUUAUCAAGUACGAGACAAUGCGGUUACUCAAAUGCGGAGAAUUUAAUCCGCCUCCAACGAGGAUUAAAAGGCGAUGCUUUGGAAGCAGUCAGGAGCCGUCUUUUGUUACCUGAAGCAGUGCCACGCGUUAUUUCUACUUUGAGAAUGUUGUACGGGAGACCUGAAACGCUGAUUUAUUCACUCUUCUCCAAAAUAAGAAAUUCACCAUCACCGAAAGAAGGUAGGUUGGAUACUCUAAUUGUUUACGGCAUGGCGGUCCAAAGCUAUUGCGAUCAUCUAGUGGCAGCGGGUAUGGUAGAUCAUUUGUCCAACCUCUCCCUACUUCAAGAGCUGGUGGGUAAACUUCCUACAGAUAUUAAGUUAAAGUGGGUAGAUUUCAAAGAAGCAGUAAGUUCGGCGAAUCUGGAAGUUUUCGGAGAAUUCAUGACAGAAAUUAUGAGGAAAGCAAGUGAAGUUACGGUUUAUUGUCCAAGGACGAACACAAAAUCAAAAAUUGAGGAAAGCAAGCAACGAAUCAACGAGCCAAAUCCGAGAAAAUUUGUUCACCCCCACAAUACCGGAGAGUCAGGUAUUGCUGAGAUCUGUCAAAAGACGAAUGAGAUAGUUUGUGUCGUUUGCGAUAGACCCGGUCAUCAAGUAGAGACCUGUGGUAAGUUCGCUAAAUUUACUCCUGAUGAGAAAUCGAAAACCGUUCGAUUACAUAAUUGAUGUCGAUCCUGUUUGAAAUGCCACUUACCUUGGCCAUGUCGAAGACCAAAAGAUUGUUCUGUAGUGGGUUGUCGUAUCCGUCACCAUCUUUUGUUUCAUUAUUCCCCAUACAAUUCGACAUCACAAUCUAGUAGUCCACAAAAUUUUCAUGGCGUUAGUCGCAAUACUUUAUACAGAAUCAUUCCUGUUACCGUUUACGGAGAAUCAAAGUCGAUUAAUACGUUUGCAUUGUUAGACGGAGCAUCAGAGGUCACAAUGAUGGAAAAAUCACUAGCAAAUCAGCUCGGAUUGGAAGGGAAGUUGGAUCCGUUACAUUUGCGGUGGACCUGAAACAUAACGCGCGUGAAGGAAGAUUCUCGCUUAAUGAAUGUACUAAUUUCUGGUCGAAAUAAGAAAAAACAAUACAACGCAACGCAACGCAAGAACUGUUGAGGAAUUGGAGCUUCCCAUACAGUCAGUUAACAUGCGAGAGCUAGUACAAUUUUUUCCAUACCUUUGCGGUCUUCCGCUGCAGGAUUAUGAUAACGCACGGCCACAGAUACUGAUCGGACUCGAAAAUUUAUAUUUUGCCACUCCACUGAAAAUCCGGGAAGGACCCCAGGGACAUCCGGUAGCAACCAAGACUAGAUUGGGUUGGUGUCUUUAUGGUGGACCUUCUCUUGUACACAACGAUUCUUUCCGUAGAGUUUUCCAUGUCAGUCGUUUGACCAAGGAUCAGGAUUUACAUGAGUUGGUCAAGCAAUUCUUUUUUGUAGACAAUCAGGGAGUAACAUCACCUACUGUCUUAAUCGAAUCCGAUGAAGAUAAGAGAGAUAUAUUGAGUGCAACAACGCGUAGAAUUCCAGGAGGUUUUGAAACCGGGCUUCUCUGGAAACAAGACAAAGUAUGUUUUCCAAAUAGUUAUCCCAUGGCAAUAAAUCGCCUCAAAAGCCUCGAACGUAAAAUCAACAAAGAUCCUCAGUUAGCAGCACGAGUUCGAGAUCAGAUAACCAGUUAUUUGGAGAAGGGAUAUGCAAGACGCGCCACGGCGGACGAUCUUCUGUGUGCUGAUCAAGAUAAGAUUUGGUUUCUACCCCUUGGUUUCCUGGUUAAUCCGAAGAAACCAAAUAAACUACGAUUAAUUUGGGAUGCUGCGGCUCAAAUUUAUGGUAUCUCAUUCAAUUCGAUGAUCCUCAAAGGCCAUGACUUUCUAACGCCAUUACCGGAUGCUAUGUACCGUUUUCGCCAUCGCAGAAUCGCUGUCGUUGGAGAUAUUAAAUAAAAGUAUCAUCAGAUUAAAAUACGCGCCGAAGAUCAACCGGCUCAACUCUUUUUGUAUAGAGAGGAUCCCUCAAGAGAACCAACAAUAUUUGUUAUGAGUGCAGCAACAUUCGGAUCGGCCUGCUCACCAUGUUCCGCCAACUACAUAAAAAACUUCAAUGCUAAAGAACAUCAACAGAAGUUUCCGGAAGCUGUGGAAAUAAUAUUGAAUGGCCACUAUGUGGACGACCUAUUAGACAGUCGCGAUACGGAAGAAGAAGUCAUCCAACUAAUAGAACAGGUGAAGUUCGUGCAUCGACAAGCAGGAUUCGAAAUACGAAAUUUCAUGUCUAAUUCCUCGAAAGUGACAAGGAAGCUUGGAGAACCUAAUAACAUUGGGGAGAAGGAAUGGAAACCCGAAGGAUAAGAACAAGUUGAAUCUGUGCUCGGAAUGCGCUUGUUACCCCAAUCCGAUCAGUUCACGUUCACCAUUCCGAUCCUACCAGUAGGGCUUCUUGACGGUUCUGUUCGACCUACUAAAAAGCAGAUAUUACGUGUCGUUAUGAGCCUGUACGACCCCCUUGGAUUCCUAACGAUGUUCAUUCUACAUGGAAAUAUAAUUAUUCAAAACCUUUGGCGAUCAGAUUGUGGUUGGAAUGAGCAGGUGAACGACAGCAACUAUGAGGAUGGGAGACGAUGGAUUGGCGGUUAGAGUGAGGUUAGAAUUCCUAGGGCGUAUUUCGGUACAGCGAUUCCGGAGCAAUGUCAACCUAUACAACUACACGCAUUUGUCGAUGCCAGCGAGGCUGCAUUUUCCUGCGUUAUAUACCUCCAAAACAUUAAGGCUGGAAAACCGAAAUUAUCGUUAGUAGGAAGUAAAUCGAAAGUAGCCCAUAUCAAGACACUUUCAAUCCCAAGACUAGAGUUACAAUCUUCCGUGUUGGGGACUCGUCUAACAAAUUCUUUUCUUCAAAGUCAUAAACUGCCGAUUUCACAACGGGUUUUCUGGACGGAUAGUACAACAGUUCUCCAUUGGAUUCACUCAGACUCACGUAAAUACCAACCAUACGUAGCUUGUCGAAUUGGAGAAAUACUACAGUCCACAAAUCCAACCGAAUGGAAAUAUGUUUCAUCAUCAAACAACGUAGCGGAUGAAGCUACUAAGUGGGGACAAGGCCCACGCCUAGAUCCGGAAUGCAGAUGGUUCCAAGGCCCCACAUUUCUUCUACGGACGCACGAGUUUUGGCCACCGCAGACUUGGAAAGGUGCUGAAGCUGCAGAAGAGUUGCGAUCAGUCCAUUUACACCACCGAUUAAAUCCAUAAGAAGUAGUAAUUGAUAUACGUCGUUUUUCUAAAAGGGAGAGACUAUUACGAACUCUAGCAUACGUUUACAAAUUCGCGAGUCACUGCAAGCAGAAAGUCGGAAACCGAACUGUGGAAAAUAGUUCAAAGAGAAGCCUUUCCAGUAGAGAUCGCCGAGUUGCAAAGACAUCGUCGUUCCAAGCCUUCGGGGUGAUGCCGAUAUCGAGCCCGCUUCAUAAAUUAUCGGCAUUCCUUGAUGAAGAAGGUGUUAUUCGAAUGGAUGGUCGUAUCGGCGCCACCUCCUACCUGCCGAUAGAAGCUGAGUAUCCUGUAAUACUUGCUUCGAACCAUUCAAUAACCCAUCUCUUUAUAGAUUUUUAUCACCGACGAUUCAAUCACCAAAACUGAGAAUCUGUCGUCAACGAACUCCGCCAGAAGGUUUAUGAAAUUGAUUGAGAAAUUUGGUCCGGUUUGAGAAAUCUAGUUCGGAAGAUCACAUCUAGAUGUCAGUGUUGCAAGGUGCGUAACACGAAACCCAGUACACCCAAGAUGAGCCCACUACCCCGAGCGAGACUCCAAGCAUGGCACCGGCCAUUCACUUACAUUCACUGGAUUGGAUUAUUGCGGUAUGCGGUCCGUUGUAUGUUAAAGUAGGACGAAGCCAACAGAAGCGUUGGAUUGCUGUAUUCACCUGCCUCGUUACACGUGCCAUACACAUGGGAGAGUCACACAGCCUAUCAACUGUUUCAUGCAAGAUGUGCAUCAAUCGAUUCAUUGCGAGAAGAGUAGCUCCUGUCGAGUUAUACACAGACAAUGGUACUAAUUUUCAAGGUUCUGCUAAAGAGCUGCACACCCAGAUCGCAGCAAUCAACCAAGACUGCGCAGAGACAUUUACGAAUACCAAUACGAAAUGGAUGUUCAAUCCACCAGCGGCUCCUCACAUGGGUGGGGUUUGGGAACGGCUGGUGCGUUCAGCCAAAACCGCAUUUGAAUCGUUCUCUUGUGCACCUAGACUGCCUGACGAUGAAACGUUCGAAACUAUAAUUCUUGAGGCGGAAAGCAUGAUAAAUAGCCGGCCAUUGACGUACAUUCCUCUGGACCAUCCGAAUCAAGAGGCCCUCACUCCCAACCACUUUCUGCUAGGUGGAUCUAGUAGUAUUCUGCAACCGCCGAAAAAUCCGAUUAACGCAACUGAGUGUCUUCGUAGUAACUGGAAUUUAGCACAAAAUAUCCUCGAUGGAUUAUGGCAGCGUUGGAUCCGUGAAUAUUUACCGACGAUUGCGAGACGCACGAAGUGGUUCAGCGACACGAAACCAAUAGAGGUAGGCGAUUUAGUAUUCAUGGCAGACGAGAAGAAGCGAAUCAGUUGGGUCAGAGGUCGGAUAAUCGGUGUCACAAAUGGUAAGGACGGAUUAGCAAGGCAGGCGCAGGUAGAAACAAAGUUCGGAAUAUUCCGACGACCAGUCGUGAAGCUUGCAAUCAUCGAUAUAGGAAAGUGUGAGACCGAAGAGGAUGAAUGUCCCACUCAGUCUCACGGGCCGGGGAUUGUUGCAGUGAUAGACUAUCGUCAAAUCACCCCUCGUGUCGACGACGGCAAACCUUCCAGUUCAACCUCCUAUACAGCAUUGUGACGCAAAGCUUUUGCAGUGGGUUUCGUCUCGAAAUGUCAACGGGUAAAGAUCUGUCAACACGAACACGAAUUCUUUUUCAAUUUGAUCUUCACCUCGAGUAGUCGACACCGAUAGCAGAGUUUAAUUGGAUACAUCAAUCAGUUAAUCCCAACACUACAAUUUAUAGCUAGUGCCACUACGCUAAUAAAAGGUGUUUUAAAAUCGAAUCUCGUUGUGAGGAAGUUCCACAACACAACCCCUAGUUUGGAGAAAAGACUCUCAUGGAGAAGGAGAGAAGCUCUUGUUUCCUUGUCCCCAUACGAUUAAGAUCCCACCGUGGUUGAUUACUCAAUCUCCACUGUUGCUUCUCGUACCCUGGGUGCAGUGACGUAGUGUACGGGGGCGAGGGGAAGGUCCAUCAGUGGGGUGACACCCAAGACCACGCUCAAGUGUGGAAGCUAGGAUUGGGCGAUCUCGGAUCGAUUUUUAGAAGAUCGAUUUUUUCCAUUUCGAUUUCUGUUUUUUUAGAUCUAGCUUUUAUACACCCAUACCUCGCAUUACGGCCUAGAUACGUUCCUGGACCACUAAGAAAAAAGCCGUAUAACAAAUCAAUUAUUCCAAUACAAAUUCAUACAAACUCUAUCGGAUCGGUUCCAAGCUUGUUCAACGAAAAGCCGUUUAAAGAGCGGCCGUAUAGCGAGGUAUGGGUGUACUCGAAAAAAACGAUUUUUGGUUUUUUUUGAAUUCAGAAAAACUUAUUGUAGAUUUGUUUUUUUUCAGUAUAACGGGCGUUCAAUAAAACAUUAGAAUUUGAUAAAGUAAAAGAAAAAAAUCAAGCAAUUAAGUAUUUUUUUUUAUUAAAAACACAACGGUUGUUCUUCGAAAAAAAAAACAAGUGAAGGUUGGCAUAGGGCUCGUGCUCAGAGCCCCCCCCCCCCCACCAUUCUCUCGGUGAGAAAUAUAUUUACGCUCUUUACUUUUUACUAUUAAUAUCAUUCUCAUCUUUUAUUGAACACCUGAUUUCAUUAAUUUCAAUCACAAAGACUACCUAAAAAAUUUUUAAUGAUAAAGUCAACAUUUGAAUCGCUUCUUCUACGAUUUACUUCAAUGUUAAAAUUAAUCAGAAAUUAUAUGUGCCCAACAAUGGAUUACUUUUGUUGUUAAAUGGAUUGCUUUUGUUGUUAAUUGAAUUCGAAUGUACCAUCAAUAUUGAUUUUGACGAUGUAACCAGGCAAUUUGUUGCUCUCUUAAAGAUUUUAUAAUUUCUUGUUCGUUUUAUCAAAUACAGUAGAACCUCGAUUAUUAGCAAAAGUGAGUUCCAUAUUAAUUGUAUAGGCCUUCCCGAAAUUUGUCCGUGAGUCUUUGUUUCUUUGUUUUCGUCAUGGCUACAACAUUAUCUGAACACUGGUGUACACGACCUAACAAAUGGACAACUUAAUGACAUACAUAGUUUUCAUACUGAAAUAAGUUUUUUCGUGUUUGCAUCUCAUUUUUAGUCCUUCAUUGCGUUAUCCGUGGUCACCUUGCUACUCAAUAUUGCGCAAAACCAAUACAUAAGUUUUUGGUUUGGUAAAGUUGAUUUUUCAUAAAAAAAAUGAAAACAAACACUUGAUAACAAGUGGCCACGUUACGCCACUGACCGAGUCGUACCGCGGGGAGCUAGGGCUAGGAGUCUUUGGACGAGAAACUUCUGAACCAUGAAUGGGAUCUAUUCUAUGUCUGCAGAUUCACGAUGUACCAAUUACACAUUUUGCCCAGUCGUGGAUCAAUCAACGAGACGUUCUUUCAUUGUUCCGUAUAACGUAAGGUCGACAAUUCACAUACAACAUGCACAUCCCGUUUACGUCACGUGUUUACAAAAAUGUCAAUUUAGAGGAUCAAAUGUGAAAUUAUUCGUGUCGCAUUAGAAGUCUAGCCAUUUAAGGUGGCCGUACACUGUUUGCCCGGAGGUCAAAUAUUUGAUAUUUUUUGACAGAUAAGGUUUGAUUUGAUAUUUGUACAAACACUAUUUUGUUUGCCACUCUUCAAUUUUAAAAAGUAGUAAACAGUAUCAAACACCGAACAUGGAAAAAAAUCAACUGAAAUAUCCAAGGUAACCUAACCAUGUACCGACAGGUUCGAAGAACAGACUGAAAAAAUAUUUUAGGCAUUCAAUAAUUGAAUAUUUGCUUGUCGUGUUUUGUGUAGAAUAUAUUUGAUCAGUACACGUUGACCAAAUUUUAUCUGUCAAAAAGAGUCAAAUAUUUGGCUUCGGUCAAACAGUGUAUGAGCACCCUUAGCUAGAUGGUUAGGGGAGCGGUAUAUGAAAACAGUACGGAAGAAAGCAGAAGGCGAAUUAUUUCCUUGAAGCGUGGAAGAGACAGACUAAUCCCGAGCGAGCUUGGGCACAAGCGUAUUGUGUUUUGUUUACAAACAAAACACAGUAGACUUUCAAGAUGGCUGAAGAGUGGUUUUAGCAAGUUGGCCCACCUUAGGAUAUACUUCUACGCGCCUUGCCGCUGGCUACCUCAUUUUAGCGUGUCCAUUUUCUGGCAACAUUAGUCAAUGUAUCACAACGAUCACAACAAUAGUUGACAGUUCUCGAGCAAACAAAAUAACAGCUGUUCGAUUUCAUAACAAAUCCGGGCAAUAGUUUUGCAGUGUCUACACUCAUACGGGAUAUUUUACUCUGAAUGGGUAGAUUGAAACGGAAAAAUGGUUUUAUUUUAUACGAUAGAUUAUUCCAACGCAGUAGAUGAGCACACAAUAUGUCGGAACAAACUGAAGCUGGUGGAAAAUGUGUACAAAAAUGAUGCGUUGGAGAAAAAUAUAACGAGAAAGAUGAAAAUUAUUCACAUAGAUUCCAUUGAAUUAAAUCGAUUUUUGCUCGAUCUACACUACUAUAUAGCCUACAGGUUAAAAGUCGCGAAUGGCAUUGCUAGCUUCUGUGGCCGUCAUGAAAUAUUUGUGAUAAAAAUUCAUCCACCAGAGAAGGAGCCGCUAGAUUACGCAUGGGGUUACCGAGCUAAUGUUAUGAUGUGGGAGCAAAUAGAGGUAGACGAAAUGAUGUCUUGGCUGUCGACACUUGGUGGAGCAUUUUCUGCAUUGGGAGACUAUAAACUAUCGUAUGCAAACAUUGCCGGGCGAAUUUCUCUUCGACAAAUGAAACUGGCUUUGCGUUUGGGCGAUCCCUCCCUGAUAGCUCGCUGUCGGUUGUAUCAGGCAAUUGCUAUGAUCCAGAGUUACAAUUUUACUGGAGCCAAAUACACGAUUCAGCAGGUAUACCGUGCAGAAAAACGUCGUUCGGAACCCGACAGUAAACUGAUCAAAAUGUGUCUUGGUAUAUGGACCAAAUUAAGCUACGAAUAUGAAUUGUAUGAGAAAAAACUGAAUCGAUCGAAGGAAUAGAGCGCAAUAUUUUCGGGCAACGAAACAGCCUUGUUCAUAGUAUUGUCCCUUCAACGAAUCCCAAAUUCCAGUCCUUUGUGAUUAUGAUAAAAAAGAAAACAAACAUUCGAAUAUAAUUUCAAUAUCGAACAACAUUUUCACAAUUUAUUUUCUUUAAAAAUUUUAUUACGUCUUCUCAGUUUUUGCUCCAUUUAUGUCACGAUAAAUUUAAUUAGCAAUUGUUAUUAUCCUAAAUACAGUUUACAUAUUAGCUAGACAAUAUUGUUCUUUCUCGAUAACAAGAAUGGCCGUAUUCAUGUUUCCUCGUAUUAUACCUGUACUAUACGAUAUUUUGACCUCGAAAGACCAUUCGAUCGCACCCCGAAACAUGCAUGCUGUAUGUGUAUGCUUUGAUAAUUGUGUUAUUUCUCUGGCUUAUGUAAAGAAAAGUGUGAUAAUUGCGCGCGGUCCAAAAGAGUGCAGUGCAGAAUAGGGGUGUGAAUGUUCACUUUGCCAAGGUACCCAUCGGAUCCCAGGCAGGCAGAACGGUCGGAUUCAAAUCGAACACGUCCAACACGUCUUGUGGCACCAAACUGCGGUCCAC